AUGGAUGCCUCGCUGAUCCCGCUAUGGAGCGCGCCGGUGUACGUGUACGCGCCGACGCCCUUGUUGCUGCCCGUGAGCAUGGAGGAUGCGCAGGGGACGACGUUUAUCCUCAUGCUGCUGCUCGUGCUGCUGUGUGGCUUCAACGCCGCGCUGUACGCCAUAUAUCUGUACCUGUUCUGCGGAAUUAAGCGCGACUCGCUCGUGAUCCAAGCCGCCGCUUUCGUAUCGGUGUCAUGCAGCGUCGUACUUGCCGCGAUUGCCUCGGUGGCCGCAUAUCGGCGCACGCUUAUCGAGCUGUUCACGCAGCCCGGGUUCGACAUCAACACGAUCGAGUGGUUCGUACCCCUCUUCCACACCCUCCAGGCCGUACCCGUGGCUAUCGGACAGGUGUACUUUAUCCUGCGCAUCGCCAAGCUUUUCGACACACGGCGCACGUCGAUCCGCGCCAGUGUGGGGGCGGCGAUGGUCGGAGUGAUUGCACAAUUUGUGCUGAUGAUCUGGUUCGGCAUGGCGUUCUGGACUGUCAAGUACAAGUCGCAUCUACUCAACCCGAACAAGCGACACUGGAUACAUGGCAUCAUCUCGGCAUGGGCGGUGAUGUUCAUCCUACUCGAGGUCGCCAUGACCCUCACGACGAUGGCAAGGCUCGCCAUACUGCGUCGUCAGACAAGCAUGGAUGGCGCACGCCGCGUGCUGUUCAACCUCGCCGUCUACUCGCUCCAGGGUCAAGUUCUGCUCACCACGUGCUCGUUUACCUCGGUCUACCUCUUCCAGCACUCGGCUACCGGAUGGUACUCGCCACUGUACCUCACGAGUGGUGGUCUGUACACCCUUGUGCUGCUUGCUAACCUCAUCUACAGGAGCGCGGUCAGCAACGCGAUGAGCAAUUCGCGGAUGCAGCCCUCCAUGCGCACGCAGGAGUACCAUCUUAGCCACGUCAACACCUUCCAUGCUUCGGUGCGGCCGGAUCCAGAGUCGAGCACCAGCAGCGUGAAGGACGCAAGUGCAGCAGGGGACCUCGAGCGGCCCCAGACGGCAACGACGAUCCAGUCGGUCCAUCCAAGGCAUUUUGUCCACUCGCGCAACCCUGUCCCAGCGCAUUCGAGGGCAAGCGCACCGCUGCCAGUCAUGAUCGUCACCGAGCGCAGCACCGAAGUGUCUUCACCCGCACCGUUCAAUCACCGCUCGACCAUCUAG
This is a messenger RNA of Moesziomyces antarcticus, 1197 nucleotides long. RefSeq lists its product as uncharacterized. The transcript has a single exon. The record is from RefSeq and is a predicted model, not a curated record. NCBI's taxonomy places the organism in Eukaryota, Fungi, Basidiomycota, Ustilaginomycetes, Ustilaginales, Ustilaginaceae. Bases 1 to 1197 code for a protein of 398 amino acids.